This is a messenger RNA of Coffea arabica (coffee), 1803 nucleotides long. RefSeq lists its product as uncharacterized. The record is from RefSeq and is a predicted model, not a curated record. NCBI's taxonomy places the organism in Eukaryota, Viridiplantae, Streptophyta, Magnoliopsida, Gentianales, Rubiaceae.
AGAGUCGUCCUGCUGGCUACUGCUGCUCCCCAAGUAAAAGCCCCCAUCAGUUUACCACAAAGGCGAUAGUGAUAUCUAUUGAGAGAGAAAGGCGAGGCAAAGGAGACUAGAAAGAGAGAGGGAGCGGGCAUAUGAUAUGAGGAAUGGGAUUCCCAGGAAAAGCCAAAACCACCUCCUCCACCGGCACCGGCAGUGACCAUCGAAAUUGGGGGAUGGGCUUCCUCUUCAUUCUUUUCCCUGAAGACGAAGACAGUAAUAAUAAUGAUUCUACUUCUGCUGCCUCCUCCAUUAUUAGCAAGAAAAGGCAUCAAAAUGUUUUCAAUCCUUUUUCGUCUUCUUCAAAUUCUUCUUCUUCUUCUUCUUUACCUUUACCAAUAUUCAGACGCUCAAACUCAAGUCAUCUUCUCUCCAGAGCUCAAUCCACAAUUUCCAUCUGUGCACUUCUAUUCUUCAUCACUUUUCUCCUCUUCACCCUCUCCACUUUUGAACCUUCCUCCCACUUUACCCCCAGAAGACAGCUGUCUCAGUUUUCUUCCUCUACAGUUUCUCGUAAAUACAAUAAUGAUUACAACAAGAAAUUCAAGAAUAGCUCAGCAUCUGAUCCUUCCCUGCCACAUGCAUUGCAAGGGAUGGGAACGUUGUACAGAAGGGGAACAAAAGCCAUGAAUGACCUCGUUGUUGCUCAUGUUUCAGAGUCCUUGAGUUUGCAUGAAUUGAAAUUGUUCUUAAGGCUGUUGUACAAAUCUUCUCUUACCUCCCGAGCAGACCUCUUGUUCAUAUUCCCUUCAAAAUCGGCUUCUUUUGACUCGGCCAUUCUCGAGGAGAACGACUCGUUCUCGCAGCUCGUUGAUCACUAUAAAAAGUUGAACUCAACUCAGAAUUUGAGCUUGACCCAGUUCGUGAAAUCGAGUAAAAAGGAUAAGCAAAGCGGGGAGCCAAUCUGGGGAAGGAGAAUUCGGAGCAAUUUUAGUGGAGGAAACGAGACUGAGUCGACUCGGCUGAGUUAUGGCUCGGUGGUGAGCUUUGAUGUUGAUGAGCUUGACCCGGAGAACUCGUUAGCCGGAUUUCUGGACCAUGUUCCAAUGAGUUUGAGAAGAUGGGCGUGUUAUCCGAUGCUACUGGGCCGAGUAAGGAGAAAUUUUAAGCAUAUAGUGCUCGUUGACGCGAAGGAAUUGUUGUUAACAGGUGACCCGCUGAGCCGAGUUAGGAGCGCAAGUCCCGAGUCAGUCUACUUAUCGAUGGUGACUCAGACUGUUUCCACUCGACACGGUAAGAAAAACUCGGAGAAAACCCAGGUCAGUGUCAACCCGGCAAUAAUAAGAGGCGGGGCUCGAGGGGUCAGGCGAUUGUCCAAUUCAAUGCUCACCGAGAUUGCUAGAGCAACCAUGCAACGAAAGAAGAAGAACCCGGUGACUGAGUGGGGACUCUUCAAUCAACUCGUUGGGAAUGAGUUCUUACUGAAGAACGUAAAUUUGAUUAAGUCAACCGAGUAAAUACCAGAACUGAGUUCACUCACUGGGUCGAAUUCGAAACCAGGUUCCCCUUCCUCGUCGAUAUCCAAAUUUACAGUGGUUAGACGCGGUAAACAGUAACUUUCAUGUAAAUUCUAGUGUUUUGAAAGAUAUAUUGUGUUCUUCCCCACUAGAAAUUUCAGUUUAUAGAAGUAAUUGUUUGUAGCCAAAGGACAUAAUUAUAAUUAUUAGGACAGGAAAUUAAAGAUCUGAAUUUUUUUUUGGUUGAUGAAAUAGUAGUGUUUGUUCGCAUACUGAUCUGGUGAAUAAAAUUUCAAUAGUUUUGUGGUAA